This is a messenger RNA of Malassezia restricta, 1317 nucleotides long. RefSeq names its product NAD binding dehydrogenase family protein. NCBI's taxonomy places the organism in Eukaryota, Fungi, Basidiomycota, Malasseziomycetes, Malasseziales, Malasseziaceae. The transcript has a single exon. The record is from RefSeq and is a predicted model, not a curated record. Bases 1 to 1317 code for a protein of 438 amino acids. Gene Ontology annotation, molecular function: nucleotide binding.
AUGUUUGUCGCCCGAGCCCUCCGACCCAUGCUGGCCACAGCGGCGAUGCGCCGCGCCUGCACGCGCACGCUCUGCGCGUCGCCGCGUGUGAUGCGGCCCACGUCGCAGCCAACGCUGUCGUUCGAUCCGAGCGCGAAAACAGCCAUGGACAAGCAAGAGCCCCCGGCGCCCGGUGCCGACUUUCGUGUGGUGAUUGUCGGUGCGGGCAACAUCAACUUUGGUUCCGACGAAGGUCCGUGGAAUCACUCGUUCCGUCUUGAGCACAAGCUCGGCCCGCGUCUCAAGGUCGUGGCGCUGAUCGACCCUGACGCCGAGCGAGCGCGCCGCGUGCUCAAGACCAAGUGUCAGUCGUUUGUGCUGAGUGCGUACAAGGACACGGUGGUGUACCCGACGUUCAAGGACUACAUGGCGUCUGUGUGCGCCGAGACGUACCCGCACGCCGUGUGGGUUGGCUCGCCGCCCGCGUUCCGUGGUGGCACGGAGCCUGGCCGCAACCUCGAGCAGCUGUUGACGGCCGGCCUGCCGAAUGUGCCGCUGUUCAUCGAGAAGCCGGUGUCGACGGGUGCGGUGGACCAGACGUUCGAGGUCGCCAAGAUGCUGGAGCAGAACGGCAGUCUCGUGAGUGUCGGCUACAUGCUCCGCUACCUGAAGGUGGUGCAAAAAAUGAAGCAGAUCAUCGCGGAGAACGACUUGCAUGUGAUGGCCGUCAAUGCACGCUACAUUAUGGCGUACGAGCACACGGCGAAGCUCGACUGGUGGGACAAGUCCAAGAACCCGGGCCCGAUCGUCGAGCAGGCCACGCACUUUUGCGACCUCGCGCGCUACUUUGCCGGCGAGGUCGAUCUCAGCUCGGUCAUGGCGCAGUCGCUCGAGCACUACGAGCCGGCUGGCCAGCUGCGCAAGAUCCCCGUGGACGAGUCGCUGAUCGAGCCCGCGAACCGCAUUCCGCGCGUGACAUGCGCCACGUGGAAGUUUGAGUCGGGCGCCGUCGGCUCACUCACGCACGCCGUCGCGCUCCAGGGCACGGACUACUCGACGCAGAUCGACGUGUACGCCGACGGCUACUCUCUGCGCCUCGUGGAUCCCUACAAUGCGCCCAUGCUGUACAUCCGCCGCCCCGGUGACGAUCACGAAGAAAUCGUGCGCUACAACGACGAUGACCCCUUCUUCUCCGAGGUCUCGAGCCUCAUCGACUGCAUCGAGCACGGCGAAGGCACAUCGCCCAUCCUCAGCUCGUACGAAGACGCCGCUCGCACCUACGCCCUGACGUGGGCCAUUCGCGAGGCCAGCGAGCGAACCAUGCGUCCCCGGCCAUAG